This is a messenger RNA of Microcebus murinus (gray mouse lemur), 2196 nucleotides long. It is a transcript of the gene RAB36, whose product is annotated as RAB36, member RAS oncogene family. Gene Ontology annotation, molecular function: GTP binding; GTPase activity. The record is from RefSeq and is a predicted model, not a curated record. NCBI's taxonomy places the organism in Eukaryota, Metazoa, Chordata, Mammalia, Primates, Cheirogaleidae.
AUGGUGAUCGCUGCCGCCGCCUCGGGCAGACCAGGCCGCGCCGAGCCCCCGCCUUGGCAGCUGCAGCGGGAUUCUGGAAGGAUGAGGUCCUCCCUGGCUCCUCUGGGGGUCCCCGUGAGCCGGGACCGCGUCAUCGCCAGCUUCCCUAAGUGGUACACGCCCGAAGCCUGCCUGCAGCUCAAGGACCACUUCCAUGGGCAGGUCAGCGCAGCCUGCCAGCGCAGGAACACGGGGACUGUCGGGCUCAGACUCUCCAAGGUGGUUGUCGUUGGCGACCUCUACGUGGGGAAGACCAGCCUUAUCCACAGGUUUUGCAAGAAUGCGUUUGACCGAGACUAUAAGGCCACCAUUGGGGUGGACUUUGAGAUCGAGCGCUUUGAGAUCGCAGGAGUUCCCUACAGCCUCCAGAUCUGGGACACAGCCGGGCAGGAGAAGUUCAAGUGCAUUGCAUCUGCCUACUACCGUGGUGCCCAGGUGAUCAUCACAGCCUUCGACCUCUCCGACGCGCAGACGCUGGCGCACACCAGGCAGUGGCUCGCGGAUGCGCUGCGGGAGAACGCGGCCACCUCCUGCUUCAUCUUCCUUGUGGGAACCAAGAAGGACCUUCUGUCAGGGGCAGCGUGUGAGCAGGCCGAAGCGGAGGCUGUGCACCUGGCCAACGAGAUGCAGGCUGAGUACUGGUCGGUGUCCGCCAAGACCGGGGAGAAUGUGAAGGCGUUCUUCAGCCGAGUAGCCGCUCUGUCGUUCGAGCACUCGGUGCUGCAGGACCUGGAGAGGCGGAGCAGCGCCCAGCUCCAGGUCGGCGACGGAGACCUCGUCCGAAUGAAGGGAAGCUCACCUGAGAGCCAGGAGGGCAGGGGGCUCUCCAGCCUGGGUUGCUGUUAGCUGGGACCUGCGCCAGAGGCCUCCACGCCCCCACGCUCACAGGCAGCAGCUUCGGAACCUGUGGAGGGUGACAUGGAGUCCGAGCUCUGCAGCAUGUCUGCUCUGAGGUGUGGAAGGCCUGUGCUCUGGGCCCUUCACCCACCCACUGUGCAGCGCCCCAGGGCUCGGCCACUUCUCUUUGGCCCCCCACUGGCUGCCUGGGGGUCCCACAUGGCCUGGCGGGAGGGGGCACUGCAGUGAUCCCCUGAAAGGCUGGUCACACGUGCAGGGUCCUCAGUCUCCCUUGGCCUUGGAAGGCCUCAGGACUGCUAACUGGGAACACUCCUGCCCCGGCCCACACGCUCCGCCCUGGCCUGCAUCAGCAGUUGACCAGCACCCUCUCCCAGCCAUCCUGGGUGCGGCCUCACAGCCCGUCUCAUCACCGUGUUCCAGCCCACCUGUGCUUGCCAAAGUCGGCACCUGAGGGAGAACCCACCUAACGUCCCCCCGCGAGUUUUCUGUUGUCUGUAGGAAGCUUGUAGUUCUGGGCCUUGGAGUUCUGAGCCUUGCUGUCCACUGUCACUCUGCCACAGGCUCUAGGCAUCCCUGGGCAGGGCAGGCAUCUGGAUGGUGAAUUUUCCGGGCUUGCUGCAGGAGGAGGGCUGCACAGCCACCCUGGGGUAACUCCCUCAGCAGCCCUUGAGCGUGGUGCUGCCCUGCCCUGGCACCCAUGCCAGGCCCGUGCCCACUGCCGCCUCCACGUCCCUCUCCCCUGCUGGCCUGCAUGUCUCUUAGGCCCUGUGUAGUGGCGUCCACACAUCUCCAGAGGCUCCGGAGGCCUCCAGAGUCUAGCAUGUUCCCGUCUCCACUGCUUCCUCCUGCGCCCACAGGGCAGGCAGCAGCACCCUCUGCCAAGAGUGCUUGUCCACAGGUCUCCUCACCGCUGUGAACCAGCCCCAUGGUCCUGUCACCCUGGCUAUGCCCCCUCGUCCCCACCCACCCACCUUGUGCUGUAGGCGGGCGGGUACGUCCGGCGUCCCCACUCGCGUCCUGUAGAUGGUGAGCACUUUGCAGGUCAGCGCCGGCUGCCCGGUGCCUGGCACGCGGCAGGUGCCCCGCAAAUGUUCAUCGCCACACAGCGAUCACCAAGUAGCAAUUAGUGAAAAACACUGGCAUCUCUUCCUGUGUGUUCCUUCUUCACUGUAUUUUUAGCUCUCUUUUUAUUUUUUACAUAUAUAAAACACUUCCUCAUGCAAAUUGCUUUUAAAGUUGUUGUGUGCUCCCCGUGAAACAAGACAGCACAAAGCAUAUAAAAUACUGAGUGGAAACCCC